CGACCCGCUCGUUCCAUGCAACAAGUUUCGAGUACCUGGCUGGUGGAAAGUCUAUAUUUCGCUCUCCCCGGCUUGCUGUAGGGCGUCAGGGUAGAUGGCCUCAUCUUCAUAAGGUCGUCGCGGCUGGUGGCUAAUAUUACUUCACCCUCUGGUACGACGCGCAUCAUCCUUUCUCCCCCCCUCCUCUCUCUCUUUCUCUUUCACAGGUCUAGCACUACUACAACUGUCGCCGGAAUGGAAGCUGCAUCGUCUGUGCCCUCCCGCCUGGAAGAUUACGUAGGGUUCUACGGCGACCCCUUUGUGAUUCCUUAUGGCUUUGAGAACGAGACCAAACUCUUAGAGGUCAAUAAGGAACACAAAGGGAAAUCUCCCACUGACGAACGCAAGCCUGAAAUGGCGACGGCCGAGGCGGGGGGUGAUCUUGACUGGUCAAGGUAUAGCCCGCCAGUCGCUCUCAAAACGACUCCCGAUAUCAAGGACGCUGUGCUCCUUAAAGUCUUGCAGACCUCUAUCGAUAACAUACAAGCAAAAGCCGUAAAAGAAGAGCAAGCACGGCAGCUGGAAGAAGAAGCAAGCAUAGCUUCAGGGGCCAGCAGCAAGGGAGCCGAACCGUAUCUUCCUAUCAUCAUCACAACCGAAGAUGAUGGAUCUUCAGAUAUUCAAUCAAACGAGAAUCAGGGGAAAAUUCAACUAUUUCCGGAACUCGUAGGUAAUCGCGGCAGCUCACCGGUCAAUGGGUUUAUUGUCUUUCCAUUCCAACCAAAGAAGAAAGGCCGGUUUGCCUUGACCCGAGUCCUACAAAAGAUCAGCGAAAAGGAGGGGAAAAGGAGAUCGUUCAGAUUCGGUUCCAAUCGGAAUAAGACGAGCAUAGAAGGGCCGUCAGAUACCAACUCCACGAGCACCACCUCUAGGAAGACAGCAACUGUCGAGUGCGUAUCCUGCCUCGACGACUUUGAUAAGAAGGAUAUGGUCAAAGUCACCUGUCACAGUUACUGCCGCGACUGUUUCGAGAGACUCAUUGCGACAGCGGUCCAGAAUGAGCAGCAGUGGCCCCCCAAGUGCUGUCUCAACCAGAUCCCUUUCCGUACUAUUCUGCGUUACGUCACCAAGGACCUGGGUAAGACCUACAAAGAUCGUGCCGCCGAGUGGAAGCUCCCCGUCAGCGAGCGUAUCUACUGCAACCAGCCAGACUGCAGUCUCUGGAUCAGACCUGACCACGUGAACCAGGGCCUCAGCAUAGGGCGCUGCGCGAACGCACACUGGACUUGUACCAUCUGCCGCGGCCCGCAGCAUGAUAACUCCGAUUGCCCUCAAGACCGCGAUUUGGCACUGACCAAUGCCCUUGCCGAGGACGAGGGCUGGCAGCACUGCUUAAAGUGCCAGGCACUGGUCGAACACCUGGAGGCGUGUCAGCACAUGACUUGUCGGUGCGGAUAUCAAUUCUGCUACGUCUGCAACCAGAGAUGGAGAACAUGCACCUGCACGAUGGACCAGCUGAAUGCUGUCAAGGCUGGGGCUGCAACGAGGCGGGAGGAGAGACUUCGAAGGAAAGAAGAGGCCGAGUCCGAGCUUCGAGACGCUUUACGGCAGAUUGAGGAAUUUGAGCGUGAAGAAGCGCUAAAGGCUGAGCUGUUGAGGCAGGAGACGGAGAGACAGGAAGAGGAGCGCCGGCAGCGCGAGAUAGAAGAGCGUGUCCGCUUUGAAAGCCUCCGACGUCACGGAAUCGAGGUCAAGUACCAGGACCUUCGGGCAAUGCUCGAUCAGAUUCAUGACCUGCAAGAAGUCCUUGUACGAUACCAACACGACAAAGAAAAGGAGAUUGCGUCUCAAGAAGCGUUUACUUCUACAGCCGAACUCGAGGCAAGGCAACAAGCAGAGCAUCUUGAGCUCGCCGAAACGGCCUCGCGGAAACUGGCCGCCAAGGAAAAGGCCCUCGCAACCGAGUACAGCCUCCGCGUAUUAGAGGAGAAGAGGACAGAAGACGCCUACCUGGAGCUCUUAGAAGACUUCUUUGCCAACAAGCCGAAGAGCGAAGCACGUGUCGAGGAGCUCAUGCAGAAUUUCCUUAAGAAGAUGGAUAAGGGGUGGCGGGCGUGGGGAAGGUGGAAGACCGACGAGACUGCACGAUAUAAGAUGAAGGUAGACGAGGAGCGGGCCAUUCGCGAGGAGGUCAUGUACAGCGUGAAGAUUCGACAUGGAGAACGCGUAGAGAGCGAGCGGAGGGAGCUUGAGAAGAGACAGGUGGCUGAGUUGCGGUGGUUCACGCUUGUUGUUGCGGAGAGGUCGAGGCUGUUGGCCCAGAUGGAGACUGUGGAGAUAGAGGAUGGAAUCGAUAGCUUCAGUACAAAUGGAAGCGAGAGAGAGGUGAUGGAUGAAGUUGUUGCCGGCCCUAGUUGACGAUGGGCUGGCGGCCUGGUCUAUCUGGUCUUGGCCGUCAUUGCCAUGGUUGCCAGAUCCUGGCUGGAGGGCUCGGUUUAGUUGCACUCUAUGGGUAUGAUCAAGCGCAAGCCGUUUCCAACCAUAAUUGCAUGAAUAUUCCUGUUCAUUUAGGGUAGCUGCUAUGCGGAUGAUGGUGAACCCUUCUUAAUAUCUCUGACUAAGUACACGAGUCUUUUCCUCUCUUGGGG
Molecule: messenger RNA, 2627 nt
Organism: Colletotrichum navitas
Lineage: Eukaryota; Fungi; Ascomycota; Sordariomycetes; Glomerellales; Glomerellaceae
Product: IBR domain-containing protein
Exons: 2
Coding region: 235-2397 (720 amino acids)
Biological process (GO): protein polyubiquitination; ubiquitin-dependent protein catabolic process; positive regulation of proteasomal ubiquitin-dependent protein catabolic process
Cellular component (GO): cytoplasm; ubiquitin ligase complex
Molecular function (GO): ubiquitin protein ligase activity; zinc ion binding; ubiquitin conjugating enzyme binding
Source: RefSeq, a predicted model, not a curated record